This is a messenger RNA of Thalassophryne amazonica, 3279 nucleotides long. Its product is annotated as up-regulator of cell proliferation-like. NCBI's taxonomy places the organism in Eukaryota, Metazoa, Chordata, Actinopteri, Batrachoidiformes, Batrachoididae. Gene Ontology annotation, molecular function: GTP binding. The record is from RefSeq and is a predicted model, not a curated record.
ACAAUGGAUGGAGAGGAGACCUGUGAUGGUUUUGUCAUUGAGCUUUACUGUGUAGAAGAGGAACCUCCCCAAGCAUCACAGUCUGAUGGUCAACUGACUGAUGCAAGUGUUGAAGAGACACAGCUAGAGAGUUUGUUGGAAGAUCUGGGCCUGGAGCAGCACAGGAAAGAGAAGUUAUCACUGAGAACAGUUCUUCAGAUCGACAGCAACACCGUCACUGAUGAACCUGCAAAGUGUUUGUCAGAUCUUCCGUGGUACUUUCUGAAAAAACUGUUGAUGUUCAAUGUGACAGCGAGGAAUGUAAAAUGUACAUCAGCAUGCAAGUCAGAAUCUAAAGAUCCAUCAGGGAAUACAGAGUUAGAUUUUGAUGAUCUGUACAAUAGUCCAGAGUCAGAUGAUGCACUGAACCCAUUGGACCUGAUCACUGCUCUGUUUCUGUGCUCAGAUGGUUUUGUUCAGCAGGAAAUGACCCUCAAAAUGUCCAUGUGUCAGUUCUCAGUUCCUCUGCUGCUUCCUAAUUGCGACACAAAUCAGUGCAUGCUCAUGCUUUGGGCCAUGAGAGACAUCGUGAAAAAGUACAGACCUCAGUCGCUUUCAGAAUCCAAAGGCUUUAUUGAAGAAAGAAUUAUUCACUCUAAACUUCCAAUGAUAUCUUUUGUCAGACUUGGUGAAUGCUCCAUGUCCAAGUCAGAGAUACUCAAUAAGCUUCUGAGCAAUUCUCAGCAGUACCACGACACCUUUGUUCACCAAAAAAUGGAGUGUGGAGACACACCAAGGAGAAUAUCCAAUGGAUUGACUGAAAUUACUUGGUAUCUUCCAUGUGGGAAUGAAAACAUGGAUAUUUUCAGCGAGCCAGUAGCUAUAGCUAACCUCCGCGGGGACAUUGCUUCACUGGAAACACCGUUUUCCUUUUUGUGCCAGACAUCUGCAGCGGUUUUUGUGUUCUUUGACAACUUGGACCCAGAAUCCAGCAGACCUCUGCUGAGCCAACACAAGGCAGAAUUGUUUUUGGUGGGGAAUCUGCAGAGCAAAAGCUUCUAUCUGGAGAUUUUAAAAAAAGUAGCAACUGAUUUGAGAUUGACCAACAAAAACAUCAUUUUGAAGAGGAAGCAGAUUAAUGAAGCUGAUUUUGUGAAACAUUUGAGGACAUCCAUUAGAGAUAUAGUUGACAAGUCACAGUUUAAGAUGCAAAUUGAACAGAUGAGUGAUGUUGCCCAUGAACUUGGUAUCUUGGUUGAUGAAGAUUGCCCGGAGUGCCAGACUGCUAAGAGAAAUGCAGAUUCAAUCACUGAAAAAAUACAAGACUGUUUUAAUUACAAAAAAGUCCAACUUCCCUUACAAGGACAAAUUUGGAAAGAUUUGACCUCUUUGGAGAAAGAAGGAUGUAGACUUCGAAAGGUUGGUUCCAAAGACAUAGAAAUGUACAAAAGUGAGUUAUUAGAAAAGAAAGAGAAACUCAGGAAAGAACAAAACUCUUGUGCCAUGUCAGACGCUGUGACGUGUUUCAUCAGUGCCCUUUCAACCUCAGAUAUCGAGAGGCGAUUUUUCCUGAAAUGGAUGAGAAUUAAUCUUGAUAACUUAUCUCAAGAAAAACAGUCUGACCUCAGGGAGCAGUACAAAAAGAAAUGCCAGAAUUCUGAGAACAAAGAGGAAAUUAAAGAGAUCGACAGACAACUUUCUGACAGCUCACUGGGGAUUGAACACUUCUUACGUGAAAUGGGGCAAAUCUACGAGGCUGCUGCAUUUCUGUCAGAAAGAGACGCAGCACAUCAGCAACUGCAGCAUUUACCCAAACUGUGUGCAGAAUUGCUGCUUGAUGGAUUUCCACUUGAGCUUGUAGAUGGAGACGCAUCCAACAUCCCUCUGAGGUGGGUGACUGACAUUCUGUCUGAGCUGGAAAAGCUGGUGUCUCCAAACAACGAGAUGUUGGUCAUCACAGCUCUUGGAGUUCAGAGCACAGGAAAGUCCACUCUCCUGAACACCAUGUUUGGAGUGCAGUUUGCUGUCAGCAGUGGUCGGUGCACCAGAGGAGCCUUCAUGUUGCUCAUCAGAAUCAAAGAAGAUGUCAAAAAACUGCUUAACUGUGACUUUAUGGUCAUCAUUGAUACUGAGGGUUUAAAGUCAGCAGAACUUUCACAGCUAGAAGAAAGCUAUGAGCACGACAAUGAACUUGCAACAUUUGUUGUGGGAAUGAGCGACAUCACAAUUAUCAAUAUUGCAAUGGAGAAUUCAACAGAAAUGAAGGACAUUCUGCAGAUAGUUGUGCAUGCGUUCCUCAGGAUGAAAGAGGUCGGCAAAAAGCCCAAGUGUCAGUUUGUUCAUCAGAAUGUUUCGGAUGUUUCAGCCCAUGAGAAGAACUUAAGAGACAGGAAACUACUCUUGGAGCAGUUAAACGAGAUGACCCAGGCAGCAGCCAAAAUGGAAAAGAAAGAAGGAAACACAAGCUUCACUGACGUGAUGGAAUACAAUCCAGACACUGGCAACUGGUACAUUCCUGGACUGUGGAAUGGGAACCCACCAAUGGCACCAGUUAAUGCAGGGUACAGUGAGGCAGUCUAUGAGCUGAAGAAAACCAUAAUCCAAACUUUGGGGGGUUGUGAGUCAUCUGCUAAUAAGAUCAGUGAGUUUAAUGAUUGGAUGACCAGCCUGUGGAAUGCAGUAAAGUAUGAAAACUUCAUCUUCAGCUUCAGAAAUAGUCUCGUGGCUGAUGCAUACAUGGAAUUAUGCACAGAAUUUAACAAAUGGGAAUGGGAAUUCAAGAAACACAUGUACACAUGAAUUAAAAAUGCUGAAAUAAACAUUUCCAACUUUGGAACAGUUGCUUUGAAAUCAGAGAUCUCUGACUUGGGAACAUUCAUCACAGAACUGAAAAGUGAAGCUCUGUCAGAGCUAUCUAAACAGGAGAUGAUUGUUGAUGAAAAUCUGGCAAAGUACUUUGAGCAAAAAGAGGGUCAUGUGUAUCUAGUAGAACGAUAUAAACAGGACUUCUCAAACAGUGUGAAGAGCCUUCGACAAGAAACUGAGAACUCUGUAUUCAAUCAGCUGAGAGAAGCAGCUGAAAUCAAACGAGGAAACACAGAGCUGGACAGAAUCAAAGAAAACCACAGAAGGAAGUUAGAAAGCAGAGUCCUUGCACUGAUUGAGAAAUGUCAGAAGAAAAAUGUCAAGAUGACAGAUGAAGAACUGGAAAAAGAAUUUGAGGAGAUGUGGAAUAAAAUGCUGGAGGAGCUGAUCUUCUCCAAACAAAACAUCAAGGAUGUCGAGAAGCAGUUUGAAUAA